Molecule: messenger RNA, 774 nt
Organism: Papaver somniferum (opium poppy)
Lineage: Eukaryota; Viridiplantae; Streptophyta; Magnoliopsida; Ranunculales; Papaveraceae
Product: protein HIGH ARSENIC CONTENT 1, mitochondrial
Exons: 6
Coding region: 93-518 (141 amino acids)
Molecular function (GO): catalytic activity
Source: RefSeq, a predicted model, not a curated record
UAUCGAACCAAAGAUGCCUCCUCUCUUUGUAACAAACUAAAAAGUCAAUCACAUCUUUGAGAAACAAUUUUCCUUCCUUCAGUAUACAUCCAAUGGAAACCCCUGAAAGUCAUAUUCAAGAGAGUGUAUCAACUAUAGAUGUCCACGCUGCUAAGAAUCUCCUUGAUUCAUCUGGCUUCCGUUAUCUUGAUGUGAGGACAGUUGAGGAGUACAACAAAAGUCAUGUUGAGAACGCUAUCAACAUUCCCUACUUGUUCAAAACACCCGAAGGCAGGCUAAAAAACCCAGAAUUUCUAGACCAGGUCUCGGCAGUUUGUACCAAGGAUGAUCAACUAGUCGUGGCUUGCAACAGCGGAGGUAGAUCAUUUAUGGCAUGUACUGAUCUUCUUCAAGCUGGAUAUGCGAAUGUGAAGAACAUGGACGGGGGUUAUUCAGCGUGGGUUGAUAAUGGACUAGCAGGAAAUGACAAACCAGCCGAAGAGAUGAAAACUGUUUGCAAAUUUCGUCCAUCAGUUUGAAAAAUAAUCAGCAAUUUGCAACUUUGAAAACUAUUUAUUGUUGUUGAAUAAUGAUGGAGUUUGGCUGUAUCAUCAUCAUAAUGCAAUUAUAUUAAUGUAUGUUGUACUCAUCGUCAUUUAUUUACCAUUAAACUUCCAUAUGGGCUGGCUCAGUGGCUUAGCUGUUGCACCCAAGGGCUGACAUUUUAAUACUCGGGUUUGUGAAUGAUUUUGAUUUUGAUUUCUUGAAAGUUAAUAUUAUGAAGCAUUUGAAGUA